AUGGGUGACAACGUCUCAGAAAAAACUCCAACCCAGCAAGAUGUCUGUGAUGUUCUUCGAAGUUUGGAAUACGCACUGAAGAAUGGAAAAUCCAAGCCGGUGGAAGUCCUACGAUUAGCUACAGAAGUUUCUUCUUCCCUAAAUGCUCUUCGUUUCACUUCUUGCAAGUCGGCUAAAGACCGUACCGCAAUGUCCGUGUCCCUUGAGCAGGUUCGAUGGCUUAAAGAUGUUGAAGGAAUGCACAAAGAUAGCUUCUCUCCAGCUCUAAAGUGCCUACGAAGCACCGGUUUGCGACUGAGCAAUGUAGAGAAGAAUGUGAAUAUACGGAAGUACAAUUUCACUCGUCUCCAACUUCUCUCGUUUCCCAAAGCCUAUCGGCCCCCUGUAGGCACCUACUCUAUGCAUGUCCAAUCUUGA
Messenger RNA from Rodentolepis nana, 417 nucleotides. The record is from the annotation of a GenBank genome assembly. Lineage: Eukaryota; Metazoa; Platyhelminthes; Cestoda; Cyclophyllidea; Hymenolepididae.